AUGGGGAGAGCUGUUUUGCAGCUCACUUUCUAUGGACUGCUGAUGGCUUUGUCUGCUUCACAACCAAACAAGGGUGACUGGGACAUUUACAGCUUUCACAUCAACUCCACUGUCACUGGCCGAUAUGCCACCACCAUCAUCACAAGCCGUGUGGCCAACCGUAUGGAGGAGUCCAAAGAAAUUGAAUUCCAUGUUCAGAUUCCCAAGAAUGCCUUCAUCAGUAAAUUCAGAAUGUUUAUAGAUGGUCAGGUUUAUGAUGGAGUUGUAAAAUCGAAGGAGCAGGCUCAGCAGCAAUACACGGAGGCUGUGUCUCGUGGUGAAAGUGCAGGCAUUGUCAGCUCUGUAGGGAGGACCAUGGAGGAAUUUAAAACUUCUGUAACUGUGGCGGCUCAUGAAAAGGUCACCUUUGAGCUCACUUAUGAGGAACUACUGAAACGCACACUUGGAAAAUACGAGCUGCUGAUCCAUGCUCGACCCAUGCAGCCUGUCAAAGACUUCAAAGUUGAUGUGUAUGUUUAUGAAAAUGCUGGGAUAAGUUUCAUUGAUGUGAAAGGAGGACUGAGCACUAAAGCCCUGGCUAAUGCCAUCACCAAAACACAUGCAGCCAACAAGGCCUGGGUGUAUUUCUAUCCAACUGUUGACCAGCAGAAAAUUUGUGACAGUUGUGGAGAACAAGGUAUGAAUGGAGAUCUGGUUAUUGUUUACGAUGUUAACAGAGAUGCUGCACUGGGAGACAUCAAGACAUCAGAUGGGUAUUUUGUUCAUCACUUUGCUCCAUCAAAUCUUCCUCGAAUACCAAAAAACAUUGUUUUUAUUAUUGAUCGAAGUAGCUCAAUGGAAGGCAGAAAAAUGAAACAGACUCGAAUUGCUUUGAUUCAUAUUUUGAAUGACCUGGCUGAAGACGACUUCUUUAGUGUUUUAACUUUUGAUAGCCAAAUUUCCCACUGGAAACGCAAACUUGUUCAGGCCACCAGUGUCAAUUUGGAAGGGGCUAAGGAAUUUGCAAAGACUAUAAGGAGCAGAAGAACUACAAACAUUAAUGCAGCAGUGCUAGAUGGAGCACGCAUGCUGAAUGAACACCUCCGAGAAGGAUCAGCAUCUAUCCUGAUCCUUCUCACAGAUGGAGACCCAACUGCAGGGGUCACAAAUUUUGAGGUCAUACAGUCAAAUGUAAGACGGGCCAUUGCAGGAAAGUUCCCACUCUAUUGUCUUGGUUUUGGGUUUGAUGUCAAGUUUGAGUUCCUUGAGAAAAUGUCACUGGAGAACAAUGGUGUGGCGAGACGGAUUUAUGAAGACUCUGAUGCUGAUUUACAGCUGACGGGUUUCUAUGAAGAAGUGGCCACUCCUCUAUUGACAGAUGUGACAAUGAUCUACAUGGGAGGAACCAACCUGACCCAAACUAAUUUCAGUCAGUAUUAUAAUGGCUCUGAGAUUGUGGUGGCCGGUGAGAUCAUUGACAAUGACAUUGAAACCUUCAGUCCUCAAGUUGUGGCCAUUUCAAAUAGUAGAAAAAUGAAAUUUUCUGACAGCAGCACCCCUGUGGAGCCCUCUGCUGAAACAGUGACUGAAGGUCUCCUUCAGCGGGUUUGGGCCUACCUCACAGUUAAGCAGCUUCUGGAUAAAGAGUUGCUGUUUUCUGGACUCGAGAAAGAAAAUGUGAGGAAAGUGGUUUUGGAGCUGUCUCUGAAAUACAACUUUGUGACCCCACUCACAUCCAUGGUGGUCACCAAGCCUGAAGGGGAGAACACACAAGUCCUUCACAAACCAAAGGAGGGGGAAGCUGAAGGAUCCCGAGCUCGUGCAUCUUCUGGUCAACACUUAUUGAGUGGUUCAUCACAAAAGCAUGGAGGUGUCCAUCAACAAGCAAAUAGUGACCCUGAUCUUACUUAUCGUCUUACUCGUCCAAGUCUUCAUAAUCAUCCUGGUCCUCAUAUUGGUAAAGACCAUCCUGGUCCUCCUGGCGAUGGUUGGUAUGGGAGUGAUUUUUCCCUUCAUAGUCCUGUUCUUGAAGAUUCUGUGCCUUCCCACGGCAAUGCUUAUUUUGACAGUUUUGACGAUGAUUCUGUUCCUGUGAUGGCAACAUCUGCUCCUGUUUCCCACAGACUUUUACUGAAAGCGGAGAAUCAGUCUCAGCCGUUGUGCUUUGACGUCACAGGAGCUGCCAUUCUGAAACUUUUUCACCAUCCCAGCAGGGAGGUUUAUAUGAACGGUGAACUGGAUUCAGUAACAAAUGGAGGCUUUAAAAUGAUUGUCGUCCAUGUUGGAUGUGACCAACAUGUUGAGGUUGACACGGAGGGAGUCACUCUUCGAGAUGGACAGUCUACAACACGCCACACAGGACUGGAUCCCAUCACAGCUGGAAGUGUGACGGUGAUCAAGAGAGACAAAGAAAUAGACGUUGCUGCUGAAGACGUGCGGGUGAUCAUUUUAGUCCAUGAGAAGAACGGUGAGAAAUUCCUUUGGCCAGUUUUAAGACAGAGACCAUCUGCAAGCAACACUGAAGGAGUUUUAGCUUUAAAGACUGAAUAUGAGGUGAAACGGGGACGUCGCAAAGCAACACUGCAGAUCGGAAACCAUGUGAUUAAAGCUAGCAGCUCCUUUGCUGAUGACUACAGUAUUUCCCCUACUAUGGCAUCCCCCUGUUGGCUCGUUUCACCUGAUCAAGCUCUGCAGAGACCCCUGCAAGAUUUCUGCACUGCACAAAUUUAACAAAGGACCUUGGCUGAAAUAUUUGAAAAGGAGAAAAGCAAUAUCUACUAGGUGUUUCCAAGAUACCGAAAGAAUACAGUUACAAGUCUAACAUUUUAUGAAAGAAAUUUGCAAUCAUGCACUGUGAUUAAUCUGCUAAACCUAUCC
Messenger RNA from Nematolebias whitei (Rio pearlfish), 2856 nucleotides. RefSeq names its product inter-alpha-trypsin inhibitor heavy chain H3-like. Bases 1 to 2709 code for a protein of 902 amino acids. Lineage: Eukaryota; Metazoa; Chordata; Actinopteri; Cyprinodontiformes; Rivulidae. The transcript has 20 exons. The record is from RefSeq and is a predicted model, not a curated record.